This is a messenger RNA of Bufo bufo (common toad), 4183 nucleotides long. It is a transcript of the gene SLC39A1, whose product is annotated as solute carrier family 39 member 1. Gene Ontology annotation, molecular function: zinc ion transmembrane transporter activity. The transcript has 7 exons. Gene Ontology annotation, biological process: zinc ion transmembrane transport. Gene Ontology annotation, cellular component: plasma membrane. NCBI's taxonomy places the organism in Eukaryota, Metazoa, Chordata, Amphibia, Anura, Bufonidae. The record is from RefSeq and is a predicted model, not a curated record. Bases 141 to 1082 code for a protein of 313 amino acids.
AAUAACCAUAGGCUAGCUGGGAGUAGGCCUUCACUUCCGGGUGUGGCAAGAUGGCGGAGGCGCAUGCGCAGAGCACUGGGCUGGAAAGACGCGACUAGGUGUGACCUCCGGUGACCCGUGCCGCCUCUCUUCUUCCCGCCAUGGAGGUGAACCCCGCCAGCAUGGUGUGGAGCCCGGGCCUGGAGGAUGCCUCCCUCCCGGUGGCCGGCCUAGAGGUGAAGCUGGGGUCUCUGGUGACGCUGCUUCUCCUGACCCUCAUCAGUGGCCUGGCCCCCCUCUUCCUCUUCAGACGCCAAGCUGCCCCCGACAUCUUGGGCGGGCGGCGCAGAGCGCUCAGUCUCAUCAGCUGCUUCUCCGGGGGCGUCUUCCUGGCCACCUGCCUCCUGGACCUGCUGCCCGACUACCUCUCCGGGGUCAACAACGCCCUCUUGAGGAUGAACAUAACCCUCCAGUUCCCGCUGCAGGAGUUCAUCUUGGCCAUGGGCUUCUUCCUGGUCCUGGUCCUGGAGCAGAUUGUGCUGAGUUACAAGGAGCAGCCGGGGUGGUCGGAGGAGACGCACUCCCUCCUGGGCGCUGACUCCAGGAUCCCGCACACAGACCAGCCGCACGUCCACGUGGAUGUCAACGCGCACUCUGCGGUCCGGGCCGUGGUCCUGGUCCUGUCUCUGUCCUUGCACUCGGUCCUGGAGGGUCUGGCGGUGGGGCUCCUGCAGGAGAGCGGGAAGGUGCUGGAGACCUGCCUGGCGCUCCUCAUACACAAGUGCAUCAUCUCCUUCAGCCUGACGCUGAAGCUGGCGCAGGGCCGCCUCCGCCCCCGCGCCAUCCUCUCCUGCCUCCUCCUCUUCGCCUUCAUGACUCCGCUGGGCAUCGGCCUUGGCAUCGUGCUGACAGAGAACGCAGACCCCAUGCACCAGUUGAGCCGCAGCGUCCUGGAGGGCAUCGCCACAGGGACCUUCCUGUACAUCACCUUCCUGGAGAUCCUGCCCCACGAGCUGACCGCCGGCGACCAGCGCAUUGUCAAGGUCAUCGUCAUCCUGUGCGGCUUCUCUGUCAUCACCGCCAUCUUAUUCAUCAAGGUGUGAGGGGCCCCUGACUGAUGCCCCCUCAUGGGUGCCUGCCCCCGUACUGCCUCUGCUGAGCAACUGCAGCCAGUAGUGGUGUGAUAAUACUGCACCCUAGUGAGCAAAGUAUUACUACAUCGACGGUCACUAAUGUAAUACCGCCCCCUGUAGGUAAGAAUACGGCUACACCGCAGUCACUAAUGUAAUACCGCCCCCUGUAGGUAAGAAUACGGCUACACCGGCAGUCACUAAUGUAAUACCGCCCUCUGUAGGUAAGGAUACGGCUACACCGGCAGUCACUAAUGUAAUACCGCCCCCUGUAGGUAAGGAUACGGCUACACCAGCAGUCACUAAUGUAAUACCGCCCUCUGUAGGUAAGAAUACGGCUACACCAGCAGUCACUAAUGUAAUACCGCCCUCUGUAGGUAAGGAUACGGCUACACCGGCAGUCACUAAUGUAAUACCGCCCCCUGUAGGUAAGAAUACGGCUACACCGCAGUCACUAAUGUAAUACCGCCCUCUGUAGGUAAGGAUACGGCUACACCAGCAGUCACUAAAGUAAUACCGCCCCCUGUAGGUAAGAAUACGGCUACACCGCAGUCACUAAUGUAAUACCGCCCUCUGUAGGUAAGGAUACGGCUACACCGGCAGUCACUAAUGUAAUACCGCCCCCUGUAGGUAAGAAUACGGCUACACCAGCAGUCACUAAUGUAAUACCGCCCCCUGUAGGUAAGAAUACGGCUACACCAGCAGUCACUAAUGUAAUACCGCCCUCUGUAGGUAAGGAUACGGCUACACCGGCAGUCACUAAUGUAAUACCGCCCCCUGUAGGUAAGAAUACGGCUACACCGCAGUCACUAAUGUAAUACCGCCCUCUGUAGGUAAGGAUACGGCUACACCAGCAGUCACUAAAGUAAUACCGCCCCCUGUAGGUAAGAAUACGGCUACACCGCAGUCACUAAUGUAAUACCGCCCUCUGUAGGUAAGGAUACGGCUACACCGGCAGUCACUAAUGUAAUACCGCCCCCUGUAGGUAAGAAUACGGCUACACCGGCAGUCACUAAUGUAAUACCGCCCCCUGUAGGUAAGAAUACGGCUACACCGGCAGUCACUAAUGUAAUACCGCCCCCUGUAGGUAAGAAUACGGCUACACCGGCAGUCACUAAUGUAAUACCGCCCCCUGUAGGUAAGAAUACGGCUACACCGGCAGUAACUAAUGUAAUACCGCCCCCUGUAGGUAAGAAUACGGCUACACCGGCAGUCAGUAAUACCGCCAUCUGUCUGUGGCUACACCAGCAGUCAGUAAUACCGCCAUCUGUCUGUGGCUACACCAGCAGUCAGUAAUACCGCCAUCUGUCUGUGGCUACACCAGCAGUCAGUAAUACCGCCCCCUGUAGGUAAGAAUACGGCUACACCAGCAGUCAGUAAUACCGCCAUCUGUCUGUGGCUACACCAGCAGUCAGUAAUACCGCCCCCUGUAGGUAAGAAUACGGCUACACCGGCAGUCAGUAAUAUCGCCAUCUGUCUGUGGCUACACCAGCAGUCAGUAAUACCGCCAUCUGUCUGUGGCUACACCAGCAGUCAGUAAUACCGCCCCCUGUAGGUAAGAAUACGGCUACACCAGCAGUCAGUAAUACCGCCAUCUGUCUGUGGCUACACCAGCAGUCAGUAAUACCGCCCCCUGUAGGUAAGAAUACGGCUACACCGGCAGUCAGUAAUACCGCCAUCUGUCUGUGGCUACACCAGCAGUCAGUAAUACCGCCAUCUGUCUGUGGCUACACCAGCAGUCAGUAAUACCGCCAUCUGUCUGUGGCUACACCAGCAGUCAGUAAUACCGCCAUCUGUCUGUGGCUACACCAGCAGUCAGUAAUACCGCCCCCUGUAGGUAAGAAUACGGCUACACCAGCAGUCAGUAAUACCGCCAUCUGUCUGUGGCUACACCAGCAGUCAGUAAUACCGCCCCCUGUAGGUAAGAAUACGGCUACACCGGCAGUCAGUAAUACCGCCAUCUGUCUGUGGCUACACCAGCAGUCAGUAAUACCACCAUCUGUCUGUGGCUACACCAGCAGUCAGUAAUACCGCCAUCUGUCUGUGGCUACACCAGCAGUCAGUAAUACCGCCAUCUGUCUGUGGCUACACCAGCAGUCAGUAAUACCGCCAUCUGUCUGUGGCUACACCAGCAGUCAGUAAUACCGCCAUCUGUCUGUGGCUACACCAGCAGUCAGUAAUACCGCCAUCUGUCUGUGGCUACACCAGCAGUCAGUAAUACCACCAUCUGUCUGUGGCUACACCAGCAGUCAGUAAUACCGCCAUCUGUCUGUGGCUACACCAGCAGUCAGUAAUACCGCCAUCUGUCUGUGGCUACACCAGCAGUCAGUAAUACCGCCAUCUGUCUGUGGCUACACCAGCAGUCAGUAAUACCGCCAUCUGUCUGUGGCUACACCAGCAGUCAGUAAUACCGCCAUCUGUCUGUGGCUACACCAGCAGUCAGUAAUACCGCCAUCUGUCUGUGGCUACACCAGCAGUCAGUAAUACCGCCAUCUGUCUGUGGCUACACACACAGUAAUUGGUGGAGCUGUUCCUUCAUGGAUGGAAUUUCUCUUUAAUCUCCAAACGCUGAGACUUCUUAGACGGAUUUAACGCCAUGUCUCAUUUUUACGUGCACGCCUCUCGCCCUCCGUGAUUUAAUGAGCACAGGUGUUAGGGGGGGAGGGCGGUCCGCCAGUAAAGGCUUCCCCUCUAAACUACUCAUAGAAUUUCAAUGUGGCCCCAGGAGUGCACCAUGCCGCCCCCUGGUGGUUGGUUUAUACAGCAAUGGAUGAUGAGGGCAGUAGUCUGGAUACCUCCCGCCUGCUGGUAAGAGUCCAGAUCCUCCUCCUUUACCACUAAGCUCCGCCUUCUGUCAUCCGUAACGCAGAUGGCGUUCUCCUCGCUCCCUGAUUAACCCAUCAGAUGUGUAUGAGGGGCCCCCUUAACCCCUUCUUGCUCACAAUGGUGCCAGAAAUGACUAUAUUUGAUAUUUUACUGUAUUUCUAGUGUUUUUUUUACAUGAGGUUUGUUACGGCUUUCAGUCUGUGUGUUUUACUGACUGGAUGUUUGAUGCCAAUAAAUAUCUGCUCUUU